GUAAGACCCGGGGAAAGAAGCCAAUCACUAGGAACGCCAAGGCGGCGCAGACCAUCUGCUCGCGAGGGUAGCGGAUUAUCGGAUGACGCUACUACAUCGGGUGAAUGUCAACGAACUUCCUCGGAACCACCUCAAGGCGGAAACAGGCGACGCAGGCAGGGACGUGAACCGGAUCCAGACGGUGAGUCGCGAGAAAGAGGAACGCCAUCACAUCCGGCACGAACACACUGGGGAAGGGGCUCGGGAGGAACGGAUACUCCGGGUGCCGAUGACCGAGCGACCAGGAACGGGGACGCUGGAGGAAGCAUGGAACCUGGCGCCACGGGGAACAGAAGCGAGCACCCUCGUUCCAGUACCAGAUGCGGAGUGUGCUCGGGUGAGGGUGCACGGGUGCGGGGACCAACACUCUCGGAGGGACAGCCUGGAGGCGGCGGUUCAAGCUGACCCGGGGCUGCAGCUACGAGCUGAAAGACUGAUAAGGGGGUUAAACGACGAACCCCACGGAGCACGUCCGCUGUACAUCUGGAACCAAGACAGUCCGGGAAUAGGGCCUGCUUUGGACGAUGUCAGCAUGGAUGAUCUCUCACUCAGGUUCCAGACGGUGAAGAAAGUUCAACCUAGGUUUGCUUCCGACCAUGCCCGUCUCCAAACCCACGUGCUCCACCUGGUUAACAAGCAGCUAGCAGAAGGCGGCGGCGCUUCCUCUGCGACCGGGACCCCACUUUCCACUAUCCGGGUCAUCAAACUUUGGUACCUCCUACCAGGGGUUAUAUCGUCAGUUCUUCCUUGGCUGAUUGAGUAUACCAAGGCGGCGAGUGCAAGGAGCAGGGGACCGGCACGGGAAGACACACCCGACGACAAGUUCAAAAGGGCGGCGAGGGCGUGCCGGCACUCUGGAGGCGUGAAGGACGCAGCAAGAGCGCUCCUAGCCGAUCAACCGUCACCGGGGAACGACGAGACAUGGGCACGUCUGAAAGCCAAAUUUCCGCAUGAGGAUCCCGUACAAGUGGAGCAGGCCAUCGCCGAAGCCAUAGCUGCAAGCCGCACCGAGGAGGAGGAAGGAAGCGCCCCGAGAUGGAGGCCAGAAACCGAGUUCGAUCCACAAGUACUCCUUCAAGUCAUCAACAGCAGAAGCUCUAACUCUGGAGCAGGAAAUGACGGGCAAUGUUUCUCCCACCUUAAUNAGUCCAUCGUCAACACUAAAAUUGGUCGGGAAGAGUUCAGCAACGCGAUGUCGUCCCUUUGGAGGAGGCUCAUCAACGAUCCCAACGCGUUCCCACCGGAGUUCUGGACUCUUUGGAAACAAUCCAGUCUAAUCGCCCUCGGUGAAAAGUGCCGUCCAGUGUGCAUUGGAAUGACUUGGAGAAGGCUGAUUGCAGCGGGAACGGUCAGGGAGUGGAAACCGAAACUGGAAGAAAUAUUUCGGGAAGCGGACCAAUUCGGAGUGGCGGCAGCUGGAGUAGUUGAACAAGUUGCGAUGGACGCACAACUGGUUCAUCAGACAGGUCAUUGGGUAGUCCAGACGGAUUGCUCAAAUNAUUUCGGGAAGCGGACCAAUUCGGAGUGGCGGUGUUACGACCAAAUCCCGGCAAAGGCGAUCUACGCGAUGGACUCCGGAGAGCGUCCGACGAUCGAGUGCAAGAGCGGUGUGCAGCAAGGACNUCAGACAGGUCAUUGGGUAGUCCAGACGGAUUGCUCAAAUGCCUUCAACACGGGCAAGCGCACCGCCAUAAUGGCCCAGGCCGCAAAGAGCGUCCCAGAUCUCGUGGGGUACAUCGCCAGGUGUUACGACGAAAUCCCGGCAAAGGCGAUAUACACGAUGGACUCCGGAGAGCGUCGGACGAUCGAGUGCAAGAGCGGUGUGCAGCAAGGAGAUGGAAUGGGACCGCCCCUGUUCUGCUUCAUCCUAGUCCCGAUCGUCUUGAAGCUUAGAGCCAAGUACGACCACCUCGGGGUAAGCUUGAAAGCUUAUAUGGACGACAUCAGCCUGCACUUCAAAAAUAUCACAGCGGAAUUUAUUCAGGUGAUACCGGACCUCGUCAACGAACUAGAAGCAGUGGGCAUCAUCGUCAACAGGGGGAAGAGCUCAGCGCUUCCCCCACCAGGGCACGACGUGACGCCAGCAGAAAGGAGGCUACUUGGCGAUGCAGGCCUACCGAUUGCGGAGGAGGGCAUCACAGUUGUGGGAGUCCCCAUUGAGACGGAUGCCUACGUCGAGGAUAUCGCAAUGAAAGUGAUAACUGAAGGGGGUGCAGACAAGCUUGCUCGCAUGCUGGUGCGCAUGCCAGACAAACAGGUGGCUCACCUCGUCACAUCACAAUCGCUGACACAGCGAUCCGGAUGUAUCGAGAGAGGCAUCAAUCAUGAGCUAGUGAGAGGGGUUUGUGAACGCCCGGACAAUAUGGUGAUGUGGGUCCUAGAGGCAACGAUGGGGCUCAGAGA
Molecule: messenger RNA, 2442 nt
Organism: Ectocarpus sp. CCAP 1310/34
Lineage: Eukaryota; Phaeophyceae; Ectocarpales; Ectocarpaceae
Source: the annotation of a GenBank genome assembly